Staurois parvus is the source of this 600-nucleotide messenger RNA. The record is from the annotation of a GenBank genome assembly. Lineage: Eukaryota; Metazoa; Chordata; Amphibia; Anura; Ranidae.
AGGAGAGCCGGUAAUCGGCAUCCCUCAGAGGGGACAUGUACACAGAUCAUCAGAGCACUGAUGAUCAGUGUGCCCUGAUGAUCUGUGUAGCCCCAGCAGUGCCGCCUGUCAGUGUCCAUCAGUGCCAGCUGUCAGUGCUCAUCCAUGCCACCUGCCAGUGCCCAUCAGUGCCACAUUUCAGUGCCUACCAGUGCACAUCAAUGCCACAUAUCAGUGCUCAUCUGAGCUGCCUUUCAGUGUCACCCAUCAGUGCCAGUCAGUGCCACCUAUCAGUGCCAGUCAGUGCCACCUAUCAAUGCCAGUCAGUGCCACCUAUCAGUGCCAUGCCAGUCAGUGCCGCCUAUCAGUGCCACCUAUCAGUGCCAGUUAGUGCCACCUAUCAGUGUGCAUCAAUGCCGCCUAUCAGUGCCCGUCAGUGCUGCCUAUCUGUGCCGCCUAACAGUGCCUGUCAGUGCCGCCUAUCAGUGCCAUAUAUGAGUGCUGCCUUUCAGUGAUGCCUGUCAAUGCCCAUCAGUGCCACCUACCAGUGCCUCAUCAGUGCCCAUCAGUGCCACCUAUCAGUGCCCAUCACUACAGCCUCAUUAGCGCACAUCAGUGAAG